AACAGACUUUUUUUGUGACGAAGAACGAAAUCAGUGUAGCACACACACGACACGAGACGCCUUGGCAAAGGGGAUUUUGAGGCUAUGACUGAAUUGCAAAUGGAGGUAGAUACCAAUUCUUCAUUGCAGGAGUCUGUCCUGAAGGAGCCUGUCCCGAAGCCUCAAGUCAUAUACAGAUGUAAGAAAUGCAGAAGGAUAGUAGCUGUUGAGGAAAACGUUGUCCCACAUGAACCUGGUAAAGGUGAAGAAUGCUUUGCUUGGAAAAAGAGAAGCGGAAACCCCGAACAUGUGCAAUGCUCUUCCAUCUUUGUCGAGCCUAUGAAAUGGAUGCAGACAAUACAUGAUGGAUUGGUGGAAGAGAAGCUUCUUUGUUUUGGAUGUAAUGGUCGGUUAGGUUAUUUCAACUGGUCUGGGAUGCAAUGUAGCUGCGGCGCAUGGGUUAAUCCGGCUUUCCAGCUUAAUAAAAGCCGGAUAGACGAGUGUAAAUCCGAGCCAAACCCGAACCUAAAGACAGAAACUGGAUGAAAGGAGAAGAUUUUAAACUCUUUGAGAUAAUAAGAUCAAAUGAAGCCAUAUUGUGUUGAAUGUCCUAAAAGGGGUUUUUUGGUUACAAAAUCCAACAAUGUUUAUUAGCUUAAUCUCAAAAGUGUUGUUUGAAUUCAAACAGAGUUAGUUAUGUGUAUU
Molecule: messenger RNA, 684 nt
Organism: Camelina sativa (false flax)
Lineage: Eukaryota; Viridiplantae; Streptophyta; Magnoliopsida; Brassicales; Brassicaceae
Product: putative inactive dual specificity protein phosphatase-like At4g18593
Biological process (GO): protein dephosphorylation
Molecular function (GO): protein tyrosine/serine/threonine phosphatase activity
Source: RefSeq, a predicted model, not a curated record